This is a messenger RNA of Phragmites australis (common reed), 2831 nucleotides long. RefSeq names its product proline-rich receptor-like protein kinase PERK1. Bases 360 to 2192 code for a protein of 610 amino acids. The record is from RefSeq and is a predicted model, not a curated record. Gene Ontology annotation, biological process: protein phosphorylation. Gene Ontology annotation, molecular function: ATP binding; protein kinase activity. Lineage: Eukaryota; Viridiplantae; Streptophyta; Magnoliopsida; Poales; Poaceae. The transcript has 8 exons.
CGUCACGGAAAAGCACGGGAGGCGCCGCCGGAGCCGGCCCCGCGGUCGCGCCCUCUCGCCGUGCUUCCCUCCCUUUUCCAUCCAUCCUUGCUCGCAAUCCAACCCCAGUUCCCUUCCCUCCGAUUCCUGGGCGCUUUUCCUUUAUUAUUCCCUCCUCGCGUCCCGUCCGGCUCCCCCCGCACCAGUACACUCCACUCCUCCUCGCCGCCCUUGUAGGUGCAGCUGCAGGCGGAGUCGCAUUCCGGGUAGGCCGCCCCCAGGUUCCCAAAUUCCCCUUCCCCCACCAUCACCACGAGCAAAAACACUAGUAGAGCUCAGCAACGAAGCAAGUGACACACCGAGGGCGAACCGGUGGCAGCAUGUCGGCGCCGACCUCUCCGCUUGCCAACGGGACGGCCCCGCCGCCUGCAACACCAUCAGCGGCGCCGCCCCCGUCCAACUCGUCCUCCCCGUCACCCCCGGCGGGGACGCCCCCUCCCGCGACGCCUUCCGCGCCGCCACCAAGGGGUUCUGGCACCCCAGCGACCCCCUCCACCCCGCCUCCCGCGCCACCGGGCACUCCCUCCGCGCCCUCUCCGCCGUCCGAAAGGGGGACGCCGCCGGCCUCGCCCUCGUCGUCCACCUCGGGCCUGUCGACGCCGGUGGUGGCGGGGAUCGCAGUGGGCGGGCUGGUUGUGCUGCUGCUCGGCAGCCUACUCUGCGUCUGCUUAUUCAAGAGGAAGAAGACGAUCCACCACCACCACCCGCCCCCGCCGCCCCCGCCCCACCUCCUGCACUACUACGGCCACCCGCCGCCGCCGUCGCCUCCACCGCCUCCGUACAAAGGGGAUCGGUAUGGUGGGCCGUACCAAAAUUGGCAGCAUAAUGCCCCUCCACCACCACCACCACCACCACCUGAUCAUAUGGUCAAGAUGCAUUCACAUCCUCCACCUCCUCCCCCGCUUAAUGUACAUAGUAGUGAUUGCGCUUCAAAUUACUCCGGUGGUGAGAGCCACCCUCCACUGUCGCCUGGCACUGCCCUUAGCUUUUCAAGAAGCACAUUUACUUACGAGCAGUUGAUGGUGGCAACCGAUGGAUUUUCUGAUGCUAAUCUGCUCGGACAAGGUGGUUUUGGGUAUGUUCAUAAAGGAGUGCUACCAAAUGGCACAGAGGUUGCCGUUAAGCAAUUAAGAGAUGGAAGUGGUCAGGGAGAGCGUGAGUUCCAGGCAGAGGUUGAGAUUAUCAGCAGAGUACAUCACAAACAUCUUGUAUCUUUGGUCGGUUAUUGCAUUUCUGGAGGCAAUAGGCUGCUCGUUUAUGAGUUUGUUCCAAACAAUACAUUGGAAUUCCACUUACAUGGAAGAGGCCGACCAACCAUGGAUUGGCCGACAAGACUAAGAAUUGCUUUGGGUUCUGCGAAGGGAUUGGCGUAUCUUCAUGAAGACUGCCAUCCUAAGAUCAUUCAUCGUGACAUAAAGGCCUCAAAUAUUCUUCUUGAUUUGAGAUGUGAAGCUAAGGUGGCAGAUUUUGGACUUGCAAAGUUCACUUCUGAUACUAACACCCAUGUUUCAACCAGAAUAAUGGGAACAUUUGGGUACCUUGCACCUGAGUAUGCAUCUUCUGGCAAGCUUACUGAGAAAUCGGAUGUCUUCUCUUUUGGUGUAAUGCUUCUUGAGCUAAUAACUGGGCGUCGUCCUGUAAGUUCAAAACAAUCGCAUAUGGAUGACUGCUUGGUUGACUGGGCAAGGCCUUUAAUGACACGAGCAUUUGAGGAUGGUAAUCAUGAUGCUUUAGUGGAUCCCCGGCUGGGAAAUGAGUACAAUAAUAAUGAGAUGGAAAGAAUGAUAGCUUGUGCGGCUGCAUGUGUCCGCCAUUCUGCACGCCGGCGGCCACGCAUGAGUCAGGUUGUUCGGGCCUUGGAGGGCGAUGUGUCUUUGGAUGAUCUGAACGAAGGCGUGCGGCCCGGUCACAGCCGGUUCAUGGGAUCAUACAGCAGCUCCAAAUACGACACGGGCCAGUACAACGAGGACCUGAAGAAGUUCAGGGAGAUGGCGUUCGGCAGCAGCGGCUUGCAGAGCAGCCAUCAGACGCCAACCAGCGAGGACGGCCAGAACCCGUCCGUGUCGAGCAGCGACGGCCACCAGACGCAGGAAAUGGAGAUGGAGAGCGUGAAGAAAGACGGCGACAGCGCAGGAGACAGCCACGCUUCGUGAGAUUGCAUCUUCCGCUUAGUUUCCGGACGUUUCAGCUACCGGAAACUUGUGAACUCAUUCACGACUCCACUGGGUGUAAGCAAAGCUUGUCGUGAGUUGAAGUAUAUAUAUCAAAAAGGCCUGUUGUGAGUUAGUCGCCUCUUGGGGGCUCAAAAGUCAAAACUGCUGUAUGACUGCACGAAUUGAGAUUAACAUGGGGUGAGUAGAGUGCGGAGCUUGUGGAGCAGAAACACACAAAGCAUGCCAUCCAGAUGGAUCCAGUUGCGUGAAAGUGUUAGCGCACCACUCCAUUGAUUCAAUAGACAUAGCACUCUUCGUCUCUUCGAGAUACAAUCUGAGAGCUGGAAUACAAGAAGAGAAGCAAGGAGCAUAAGGGCAGAAGAGCAGGAGUACAGAAGAAGCUUUAGAGAGAGGGUGAGGGGUACAGGAUUGGAGAAGAUCAGGGAGAAUUGAGAGGAAGUCCAAAGAAGGAAGAAGAACAGGAGCCGAGAGGGAAUCGGUUUGGUUCAUUUGAUCGAUGUCCCCUCUCGUUGGUUCCAAUUUUUUCGGAUGUCUCCGAAUAGACCCCUCUGGUUGGUGAUGCUCUGUAUUUGGAGUUUUUUUUUAUUAUAUUUUUUAACAUAAAAGUUUAUUUAAAUA